UUAUGUGUAGAAAAACAAAUAUGGCUGCCUCCAUGCAUUUCGACUUUUCAGCAUCAAGAAAAAAGUUUACAGAGUUUCUCCAUCAUUCAAGUGAGGAGGUCCAAACCACACUUGAGGGAAUUGACAAAUAUUCUGGCAGUGAAACAGAAAAGAAGUUGGCACUGGAUCAGUCCCUAAGAGAUGCACUUAAAGAAGCUUUGGUUUUCCAAAAGGGCUAUGAUGUUUUCAAGGCUUUGAUACACUUUUCUGUAGAAGCUGCAUCUAAAGAGAUGUGCUCUGCUUCCACACCAUUCCUGAUGUUGUCGGACAUCUUUGACAUGAUGACCUUGGACAAGUGUGAGGAGGUGUUUAACAUCGUGGAGGAGAAAGUGACAACAUGGAAGUCUAGCAUGUUCUAUGAUGCUGGAAAAAACUAUCUGCUACGAAUGUGCAAUGACUUAAUUCGUCGUCUCAGCAAGUCCCAGAACACUGUGUUCUGUGGUCGGAUUCAGCUGUUUCUGUCCCGACUCUUCCCACUGUCAGAGAAGUCGGCUCUCAACCUCAUGAGUCAGUUCAACCUGGACAACGUCACUGUGUACAAUGUCAAGUCAGAUCAACGCAAAAUAAAGCUGAAGGAUGACAGCAAGGAUGAAAGUAUGGAUGUUGAGGAAGGAGAAAUGGAUGACUUUUCAAGCUCCAGUGGUGUUCCCAUAGACUACAACCUUUAUAGGAGAUUCUGGUCACUGCAGGAAUAUUUCCGGAAACCGGCACAGUGCUACGAGAAAGUGGCAUGGAAACAGUUUGUCGUGAAUGCAGACGAGGUGCUAGCAGCUUUUGACAGUCUAAAGCUGGACGAUCUCAAGUCCCAGAGGAAGAACCCACAUGCCAGGAAGCAGCCAGACACACAGACUUUUUUUGCAAAGUACCUCACCAGUGAAAAGCUUCUGGAUCUGCAGCUGAGUGACAGCAAUUUCCGGCGUUAUGUGCUGGUCCAGUUCCUCAUCCUCUUCCAGUACCUCAACCUGCAGGUCAAGUUCAAGAAUGCUACCCAAGUCUUGAAUGAUGAUCAGAGCAACUGGUUAAAGAAUGCCCAGGAGAAAGUGUAUCAGCUGAUCAGAGAGACACCGCCUGAGGGGGAGAAGUUUGCUGCCACAGUUGAGCACAUUCUGCAGAGGGAGGAGAACUGGAACAACUGGAAGAACGAGGGCUGCCCCAGCUAUGAGAGGGAGACACCAAAGGAUGCGCCCAAAAUGAAAGUCAGAGCGAAGCGCCGGCGUAUUGGGGAUGAUCUGAAAGCUAGUGGAGGGAAGAUUAUCAAGAUGGGCAGUGGAGAGCUGACUCGACUAUGGAACAUCAACCCUGAUAACAUGGAUGCUUGCAAGAAUGAAAAGAGAGACUUUCUACCUCAGCUUGAUGACUUCUUUGGAGAAGCCAUUGAGCAGGAUGACCCUGAGGCUAUGAUCGAAGACAACUACAAACUCAUUUACGAGCAAAGUUUCCAGUGGAAGGCCUUGCGUCUCCUUGCCCGCCGAUGUCCCCAUUUCUUCACUCACAACAACACUCCAGCAAUACCGAUUCCUAAAUACCUGGAACUGAUGGUCAAGAAACUAGCCACAGAAAUGCCAUCCCAGUCCAGUGAAGACACAAGCGGAGAUCAGCAGGAGAUGAAGACCGAGAUCGGGGAGGAGGAAGAGGCCAUUAAGGAGACACAAGAUGAAGAGGACCUCAAACAGGGCAAUGAACCAGACAAGGACGAGCCUGCUGAGGAGCAGCUGACGAGGGCACAACUGGAAAUGGUGGCAGGGAAGCUGGCCGACGACUGGAAGAAGCUAGGGACGGAGCUCAACUUCCCAGAAGAUGAUAUGGGCUACUUCGAGGAAUCGUGUGACAAGGUCGCUAAACUGUCUGGACUCAAGAUGCUGACUGUGUGGAUGGAAAGCGAGCCGGAGAGGGCAACCAUUGGUGCACUACAGAUAGCCCUGAAGGAGAUCGGCCAUGUUGAUAUUGCCACAGAAGUGUUCGGGGCCUUGACAUAGUGGCACCAAGUCUGUGAUGGGUGUCCACUCACAUUGCCAGGAUUCAUUGUAUUGACAUUGAUGACGUUAUGUGUACUAGUGAUGGAUCCAAAUGAACUUUUAGUCCAAUCUCAUUAAAAUCAGAUCUUAGUUCUCGCUAAGGACAUCCCACUUCGGGUCACGUCAGAACGACUUUUCAUCCAACCAAUCAGAGCGUCGCUUACCAGAUCAUGGAAUGUGUUUUCUAAUC
Haliotis rufescens (red abalone) is the source of this 2244-nucleotide messenger RNA. Its product is annotated as THO complex subunit 1-like. Gene Ontology annotation, biological process: mRNA export from nucleus; signal transduction; regulation of DNA-templated transcription elongation. The record is from RefSeq and is a predicted model, not a curated record. The coding region runs from base 3 to 2015 and encodes 670 amino acids. Gene Ontology annotation, cellular component: THO complex part of transcription export complex. Gene Ontology annotation, molecular function: protein binding. NCBI's taxonomy places the organism in Eukaryota, Metazoa, Mollusca, Gastropoda, Lepetellida, Haliotidae. The transcript is spliced from 19 exons.